CAGCUUUUGGCAGAAGAAGCUAUUUAGUGCUCUACAACACAUUGACGCAGCUUUCACUCACAAUAUGUCUUCCAAAAGAAAAUCCACCUCCUUAGGCUUGGAGAGGCGCGUACGGGCCCGAAGAGAAGAAGAAUGGGAGCCAGAAUUGAGUGCCAGCGAUGAAGAUUCAGGAGAAGAGGUGUCAGAAGAGGGAGGUGACAACAGCGACAAAGAUGGAGACUCAGAUGAGCAAGACUCUGGCUCAGAGCCUGAAGAACCUGAAGAGGAAGAAUCAAAAGUGGAUUUCUCAUCCAUAUCUUUUGGCGCAUUGUCGCGUGCGGCAGCCAGCCUACCUUCAAAGAAAAAGAAAAAUAAGGGCGAUGCCGAGCCAGACGACGCCCCAUCCAACAUUAAAACAAAGGAGCCGUUAAGACGAGAACAAAAGAAACCUUCAAGUCGAGUGGAAGCAGCGAAACGAAGCUCCAAACAUGCGCCGCAGGAAAUGAGCUCCAAGAAGCCCGUCAGCAGGCGCCGCGAAAUUCUCACCGAUCCGCGCCGCAAGGCCCGCGAUCCACGGUUCGAGGCCCUGACAGGUAGACUAGACGAAGCAAAGGUUGCCAAGAACUACGCUUUCUUGGAAGAGUACCGCGAGAGCGAGAUGGCAGACCUGCGGGCGCAGAUCAAGAAGACCAAGGACGUCACUGCAAAGGAAGACCUGAAGCGGCAGCUGCUGUCUAUGGAGUCCAAGAAGAAGGCUCGCCAGAAGAAGGAGGAUGAGGCCAAGCUGCUUCAGGAGCACCGAAAGAAGGAAAAGGAGCUUGUUGCGCAGGGCAAGCAGCCUUUCUAUCUGCGCAAGAGCGAGCAGAAGAAACAACUGCUGAUGAACAGAUAUGCCGACAUGAAUAAAUCUCAAGUCGAUAAGGCUAUUGAGCGAAAGAGAAAGAAGGUGGCGUCAAAGGAGAAGAAGGAACUUAUUUCGCUAGAGAGGAGGUCGAGACGUCAUUAGAGUUGGAGGGCUGUCCCCCUCUCACCCCAAAUACACCCUGUAACGAAGUUAUGAUGAGAGUACAGAGUAGAAUGUUAAUCCCUGUCGCUGUUUGCAGUUCCGCAGGCGUGAGAUGACGCAGGCGAUACACCC
Trichoderma asperellum CBS 433.97 is the source of this 1117-nucleotide messenger RNA. RefSeq names its product rRNA biogenesis protein rrp36 (gene RRP36). Gene Ontology annotation, cellular component: 90S preribosome; nucleolus. NCBI's taxonomy places the organism in Eukaryota, Fungi, Ascomycota, Sordariomycetes, Hypocreales, Hypocreaceae. The record is from RefSeq and is a predicted model, not a curated record. Gene Ontology annotation, biological process: maturation of SSU-rRNA from tricistronic rRNA transcript (SSU-rRNA, 5.8S rRNA, LSU-rRNA).